AUUGAGUGUAAUGGUUGCACUGGCUCUACUAAUCGUGACUGUGUGUCCUGUAAAGGUUUAAUGAGGACUAAUUCACAAGGUCAAAGGGUCUGUGCUCCUAGUUGCAAUUCUAAUCAAUACCUCUCAGAGAAGAAUGGAGAGUUCUUCUGCUUUGAUUGUCAUCCCCAGUGCUCCGGUUGCACAGGCCCUGCUAACACUCAGUGCAGUCACUGCAGGAAUGUCAACAAUACCUUUACUAGUGAGAACGAGUGUAUCGCUGCCUGCCCUUUUGGUUCUUAUUCUGAUGAUAACAACAAGUGCAGGGCCUGUGAUCCUCAGUGUAGUGGCUGUAGUGGUCCUUCUUCAUCAAACUGUUCAGUCUGCAGUGAGGAGUCCAUUACACAGACCAAUGGAGAGUCAGUCUGUGUUCCAUCGUGUCCACUCUGGCAGAUCUAUGAUCUCAGUAGCAGCAGCUGUGCACUAACAAAUGAUGCUCAGUUAGCAGUUAUUGUGGUAGCAUCAGUGACUGGUGGAGUCCUCUUGGUAUUAGCUUGUUUGUUGGCCUGUUGCUGUAUAUUCUGCUUCAGGAAGAAGCAGAAACUCAACGCUGAUGAUGGCAUUGAGUUAACUGGAGGUGUUGCAUUCAAAAGAGGCUCAUACCUUACAAACAAAAUGAGUUCGUUAUAAAAACACACAAAAAACAAUAAAUUUUAAAUUUUAAACUGAAAAUGUCACUAUCUAAUUUAUAACAAUAUUUUCUGUAAUCCCACACACAUUAUUAUUAUUAUUAUUAAUGUAGUUUUAAAAUGUCACUCAGUA
Molecule: messenger RNA, 798 nt
Organism: Amphimedon queenslandica
Lineage: Eukaryota; Metazoa; Porifera; Demospongiae; Haplosclerida; Niphatidae
Product: proprotein convertase subtilisin/kexin type 5-like
Exons: 3
Coding region: 61-666 (201 amino acids)
Source: RefSeq, a predicted model, not a curated record